AUGCAAAAUUGUAAUGGUAUAGAGACCCCUAUGGACGUAAAUUUAAAACUAGAAAAAGAUAACAAUGUGACUAGUACCAAUCCUUAUCAACAAUUGAUUGGAAGUCUCAUGUAUCUUUCCGUUCUAACGAGACCAGAUAUCUCAUACUCAGUUAGUUACCUAAGCCAGUUCAAUAACUGUAAUUCGGAAACGCAUUGGAAACAUGCAAGAAUAGUUCUGAGAUAUCUAAGUGCCACAAGAGAUUUUGGUUUGGUAUAUGUAAAAAACAAUUUAGAUCUAAUUGGCUUUGUAGAUGCUGAUUGGGGCUCAAAUUCUGUAGAUAGGAGUUCGUUUACUGGAUACUGUUUUUUGUACUCAGGUUGUGUAGUUUCUCACGAAUUUAGAAAGCAGCAAACAGUGGCGCUUUCCAGCACAAAAGCUGAAUACAUGGCUAUCUGUGAAGCCAGCAAGGAAGCAAUUUUUCUGAAAAAUCUGCUUACAGAUUUAAUUGUUAGCAAAAGUAGUACUAUUGAGCCAAUAAUAUUGUGUAAUGAUAGUCAGAGUGCCCAAAAAUUAACUGAUAACAGUAUGUAUCACAGACGGAGUAAACAUAUAGAUGUAAAAUUUCAUUUUAUAAGAGAAGCUGUUGAAAGAAAGUUAGUAAGGUUCGAAUACUUGAAUACAUUAGAAAUGCCAGCUGAUAUUUUUACUAAGAGUCUGUGUAAAGUUAAGCAUCACAAAUUUAUGGAAAAAAUAGGCAUUGUUGAAUUGAAGUAG
This is a messenger RNA of Parnassius mnemosyne (clouded apollo), 756 nucleotides long. The record is from the annotation of a GenBank genome assembly. NCBI's taxonomy places the organism in Eukaryota, Metazoa, Arthropoda, Insecta, Lepidoptera, Papilionidae.